CCAAGCAGCAACAACAACAGAUUUCUCGAGUAUCACACUGUGCUUGUUGUGUUGUUGCGUUGCUGUUGAGUAGACAAUGCUAUGGACUGAGUGACUGUUUUAUAUCCAUCUAUCUAUCUACAGUUCUACCUCUAGCUAGAAAGGCGGUAUACCCCUUGAAAGCUACCCAUAUCCACAUCCAUUAUCUUGAGAACCAUGAAGUCUCCAAGCUAUUCAAGCUACAUGUCUGCAAGUUCUUAUCUAGGAGCUUUGCUGUGUUUUCUGCAUGUCCUUUGCUUACCAGUGGAAGUCUCAGGUACUGGACUGGGAGCUUAUGGUGGCUCUGCUGUGACCAGUGCUCCCAGUGCUGAAGUUAUUACUGUUGGCAGUGAUACUACUAGUGAUACUAGUGGUAGUGAAGCCAGACUGGACGAAGACGUCUCUUCGAAUCGAAUUGUCGGAGGCACUGAAGUCGAAGACGGGGUAAACUUUGAGUACCCAUGGUUCGUUUUCCUUCAAAAUGGUUGUGGUGGGACCUUAGUCUACCCAGAUAUCGUACUGACGGCGGCGCAUUGCGACGUUGUCAUUGGCGUGGAAGCUCUAAUGGGAUCCGCCAACUACCUGGAAUCUCCCACGCGAAUUCCAGUUGCUCAGAGAAUCAUGCAUCCACUCUACGACGACAACUCUUUGGGAAAGUUCUACGACGUGCAAUUGCUCAGGCUAGAGUACCCGGCUCCCUAUGUUCCCGUAGAAAUAAACGACGAACCGUCCAUUCCCACCAAUGGAGAGUCUCUCAAAGUACUAGGACAUGGAUGGAUCACGGAAGAUGGAACCAAUGGAACCUCCACGCAUCUCAGGGAAGUUGACAUCAACUACAUUCAAAAUUGUCUCUCCCCUCCCUACAUUUACGGAAUGUCCGCCUUUGAUUACAACAGUCACGUACACAUGUGUGCAGGAGUGCCGGGGGGAGGCAGGGAUUCCUGUAAAGGAGACUCGGGAGGACCUUUGUUAGAUAGAGAUACCGGGGAACUCGUUGGAGUCGUUAGUUGGGGAUAUGGCUGCGCCAGAUCCGAGGCACCUGGAGUCUACGCAAGGUCUUCCACCAUGUACCCAUGGAUUUGGAGAUCCGUCUGUGACAAUAGUCAAAACGUGGCCAAUGGAGAUUGUACUCCGGGAUUCUUGAACAAUCUCGCUGAUGCACCCACUGUGGCACCCUUACCCACGUCUGCGCCAACCAAGUUUCCCACACAAACACCCACAACACUAUCUCCAACCACAUUAUCACCCACCACCACUGCAAGUACCAUGGGAGCUCUUCGCAUUGAACUAUUGCCAGAUUCGCAUGGACAUCAAAUCGCAUUCACGCUAUAUCGGGUCGAAGCCGGUGGCAACAGAAUACUGUUACAAGAACUCACUGCCGGGACCAUCCCGUCCACCACGGAUGGGGUCAUGCGACGGUACAUGUACAUAUCGCAAGACUUGCCAUUUGACAACGAGUUCGAAUUCAAACUCAACGACAAGGAAGGAGAUGGCAUCUGUUGUGACGAGGGACCCGGAGAAGUGCAAAUAUACGAAAUCAAUAACGACACGGGAGAAACCAUGAGUCAAAUUCUAUCCACCACGGGAGAAAACUUUGGAGAGGAGUACGAGGCUAACUUUCUACUUCCCAGCGCCCUCGGUAGGUAGUAUUGCGUUGUAUUGUAUUGUAUCCAGCCAAACCAACAGGCAAGCAAGCAAGCAAAGAACGGUUGCUGGGGCUGCAAAGAGAGAAAACCACGAUGCUUGUACGGUACAGAUACCUAUGCACCGCUAACAAAUGGCAGGUAAUGUCGUGUAUCGUCAACAGCAAACAAACAAACAAAACCGCCCUGUUUCGAAGAAUCCCUUCCCUCAAAGUCACAAGGAAGGGGGGCGGAGUGCACGAACUCUUUUACAUGUUCUUGUUACAUUAGAUUUUAGAACACCUAUAACUCAAAUAUCUUCGUCAU
Messenger RNA from Seminavis robusta, 1967 nucleotides. NCBI's taxonomy places the organism in Eukaryota, Bacillariophyta, Bacillariophyceae, Naviculales, Naviculaceae. The record is from the annotation of a GenBank genome assembly.